This is a messenger RNA of Carya illinoinensis, 1344 nucleotides long. RefSeq lists its product as uncharacterized. Bases 1 to 1344 code for a protein of 447 amino acids. Lineage: Eukaryota; Viridiplantae; Streptophyta; Magnoliopsida; Fagales; Juglandaceae. The transcript has a single exon. The record is from RefSeq and is a predicted model, not a curated record.
AUGGCCGUCGCUGAUGGUGGCACCGAUCGACCCUCGUUUGCUGACCUGGUGGCUGCUGUCCCCCAGCCUAUUCCGGAGAUGGUUCUGCCGUUUAGAACUCCGAAACUGCUUGACAGUGAAGUCUACUUCCAGUUUUCGCUUGAGGAGAUUACCAAAUUUGCAAAGCCCUUUCGUUACUCGGUAGUAUUGAAGUUCUUGAAGCAGCGACCGUCCCUUGAUGUCGUGCGUUCAUUUAUUCAUAACCGAUGGGGUCUCUUAACCUCUCCCACUGUCUUAUCCAUGCGACGUCCGAGGAACAUUUUCGUUCGUAUGGUGAAUGAUGCAGACUUCACAAAGGCCCUGUCCAAGGAUGUAUGUGAGAUUAACGGUAUUUCUUACCAUGCGUUUAGGUGGAUGCUGGACUUUACAGAGGAUGAAGAGCCUUCAAAAGUUCCGGUUUGGAUAUCUCUCCUAGGUCUCCCUGCUAACUUUUAUUGUGAAUCAUUCUUAAACAUUUUAAUGGCCCCGAUUGGCACUUUCAUUCGUCAGGAUAAUCCAACGCGGUGUGCCACUAGAACCGACGGGGCUAGACUAUGUGUUGAGGUUGACGCUGCCAAGGAGCCGCUUGGCCACUUCUGGAUUGGAGCUCCAAGUUUACCUUCUAGUAGGAAGCAAGAAGUGGUUUAUGAAACACUUCCUGCCUACUACUGUAAGUUUCGCAUGCAAGGACACAAUUCACGUACCUGUCGGGCAGAACAAAUAGCACAAAGGAGUAAGGCACGAGUAGAGGUGAAAGGGCAGAAAGGCAUGAAUGUACAUGAGGAACCUGUUGAUGUUCUUGGGAUGAAUGAAAAACCUAGUGCGGUGAUUGAUACAAACCCUUGUGCAGUUGGUGCAGUCGGGGGGAAUGAGGAGCCGAUUGCGGUUCUUGAGAUUGAACUGAAUGUAGUUGGUGCAGCUGGGGUCAUGGGGGUGAAUGAAAAAACUGUUCUUGAUAUAAAUUCAGCUGCAGUUGGUGCAGUCGGGGUGAAUGAGGAUCCUGUUGGUGUAGCUAGGGGGAAUGAGGAGCUGGUUGCUGUGCUUGAGGUGGAACCGAGUGUAGUGCCGAAGGGUAUUUCACUAACAGCGAAUGGGGUGGGGGUUGAUGAUAGUGCAAAGGAACUUCUUGCUAUGGGGGUGAUUCCCAAUCAUGUUGGGUUUUUGAAGAUUGGUGAGGAAUGCGUGGCUGUUUCCCAAGUGGAUUCUUUUCUUGUAUUUUCUGAUUCAGUAAAUGAUUUAACUCUUGCAGGGGGUGGGCUUUCGAAUUCUAUUGUUCAUGUUUCGAUUGAGAAAGAGAGUGAGCAUGUGGAUCCUGUUAUAGUUUAG